Messenger RNA from Hydra vulgaris (swiftwater hydra), 983 nucleotides. The record is from RefSeq and is a predicted model, not a curated record. Lineage: Eukaryota; Metazoa; Cnidaria; Hydrozoa; Anthoathecata; Hydridae.
AUUGCUUGUGACGCUAACUUAAAAUUAACCUCACCUUGUUUUAACACUUGAAAAACAUUUGCCAUCUGCAAAUAACAACACAGUUUUUUUUUUGAAACUUGACACCCUCGAUUACAGUUAUUCCGGUAAAACUCUGCGAAUAUCACUUUCUCAUUCAUUAAAAAGUUUGCAGCAGAUUAAAGAUUCAGAGAAUACGCAUUUUAGAAGGCUACUAGGCUAAAGAGUACAUUUUUUCAUCAAACAACCAAAGAGCUAAAAAUGAAGACAUUUUGGUCAAUUGUUAUUGCAGUAGCUGCUUUAUGUAGUUUGGUGAAAAACGAUAAAGUAUCCACUAACUGUAAUUUGAAGUUCUACGGAUGCAAUUUUGAUUAUAAAACAAACCAAUGCUUUUGUCAUGUACAGCAAGAGUUAUGCUCGAAUCCUUUCCAAUUUAAGACAAAAAUAAGCUGUCUAAAGCAACACCGCUCAAUUAUUAGCUCUACAUCUUCAUACUGUAAUCAGCAACUACACGGGUGUUAUUACGAAACCAAAGAUGAUCAAUGCUACUGCAAGACACAUUGCUCAGAAGAAAAAGAAAAGUUUACAUUUAGCACAGCAAAAGAAUGCAUGGAAGCAACUAAUUUCAACCCAUGCAAAAACUCGUCUCACUGUGAAAAUGGAGGUAAAUGCGAAGUAUUGAAGCGUGGAAAAUUUCGAUGUGAUUGUACUGGCACAAAAUCGUAUGGAGAAAAGUGUCAAAAAAGUAAAAUGCCCUGACGCUUCGCAUUUAACAUUGACAUCGAUGCAAAAACUUUAUGAAGAAAAUAAAGAUUGGUGGCAAAAUACCCAAUUUUCAUGUUUGUUUUAAAUUUUCACUCAACUUUUUACACUCGCUUUAAUAAGAGCUUUUUACCUACAAUUUUAUUCGCGUUUUAUGCGAGUAUAUUUCUUCAACAAUAGUUCCUUUUAAUAUGAUGUAAAUAUAGCAGACAAUUUUUAUAUUA